Messenger RNA from Lodderomyces oxycetoniae, 3687 nucleotides. RefSeq names its product KIP2. Gene Ontology annotation, biological process: microtubule-based movement. Lineage: Eukaryota; Fungi; Ascomycota; Pichiomycetes; Serinales; Debaryomycetaceae. The record is from RefSeq and is a predicted model, not a curated record. Bases 1 to 3687 code for a protein of 1228 amino acids. The transcript has 2 exons. Gene Ontology annotation, cellular component: kinesin complex; microtubule. Gene Ontology annotation, molecular function: ATP hydrolysis activity; ATP binding; microtubule binding.
AUGCUAAAACAUUUGAUCCAUGCCGAGUCCUUUUUGGUUGAUAGCGCCAAUGGUUUGAUCGAAGGAGAUACACCUUCGAACUCAAACUCAACUCUUGAUAAUUCAUUCAAAAGAACGUCACCGAAACAAUUACCAGCAGCAGCUAAAAGAGUUCCUAGUUUUACAUUCACUCGUGCUGCUUCGCAAGAUUAUCACCGCUUUCAAGCAAUGCACAAUGCGCGAGGCUCAGAUACUGUGGGUGGUGGUACGGGCUCAAACUCUUUGUCCAGUCGUCGGUCCAAUUUCUUGAAAGUUUGUUCUUGGCCCUUUGGCAAAAUAGAUAAUUUGAGUGAAAAGGAAGAGAUACACAAUAUAAGUAAAGAGUUGGCCAGUAAUAAUACAUCUACCACCCACUUUGUUGAUGCAGUUGAGAUGACUCCAAAAAAUGUUACGAUAGCAGCAUUUGACCAGCGGAAUUUACAUUGUCAUAAAUUAAUACAACAACAACAACAACAACAACAACAGCAGCAGCAGCAACAACAACAACAACUACUGUACCACCAUCAUCAUCAACAGCAACAGCAGCAGCAGCAGCAAUGUCCAUUGACAGGAAAUCCAAGCUUGGAAAAUAUAGGUGGUGGUCACCAUAAUAACCAACAGAAUAAACUCAAUUAUAAUGAAAAAUUUGGCCGAGUUUUUGGGCGAAGAAAACAUCACCAGCAACAACAGGUGAGUGAUACUUAUAGAAGAUGCAUUGUUUUAUCAAAUAUAGACAAGUCAAUGAGUAUAACGGCUAUAUUACAGCAAGUUUGUGGUGGCCCCUUGGAAAAAAUAGUUAAAUUACCCAAUAAUCGACUUGAACUAUAUUUCAUUUUCCCUCAGCAAGCCAAACAGUUUUACAAUUUUGGUCGAAGCACUGGAUUGUUUAAAGUUAACGGAGUGAGAUUGAAUGUUAAUUGGUCGGAGCAAGAAUUUGAUAUAAAGGACAAUAAUCGAGGAGAAGAAGGAGGAGGAGGAGGAGGAAGUGGUGGUGGUGGAGGGGGAGAGGUAGGAGAAGAAAACGGAGCAGUAGGAGGAGAUGCUGGAGAUGGUGGCAAUGACGGAAAUUCAAGAGAAGAUGUGGAGAAUUUUACUCAUGGCAAUUUCCCGCCUUCAUAUUCAACAAAACAAGCACCUACGGCGUACUACACAUUACCGAAAUCACUUUACAACGAGAUUUUAUCAAAUGGAUGUAGAAGAUGUUUAAUUGUUUCAAGAAUAGUUAUGGGUAAAAAGAUAAGAACUGGUGAUAAGAUGUUUUACCCUGAGCCUGAGAUACACUAUUCGCAAGAUUUGCAAAUUCUGCAAAUUCGCCAGGAUUUUGAACCAUUUGGUCCUAUAGUCGAUAUUGGGAGUGUUAUUUCAAGAAAAUUGAGUUUCAGUGUAUUCUUUUACGAUAUAAGAAGCGCUAUUAGAGCUAAAUGCGAGUUUGAAACUAUAGGAAGUCCAUUGAGCUUAAAAUAUAAGGAUUGGAGUAUCUGUUCUAUGUCAAUGUCGACUGUUUCAACACCAGUAAGGGCAAACACUACGGGAACAGCUACUUUUGGAACAAGCUUUAGACCGCCUUCUAGACCAACUGUUACUAAUAGAACAUCUUCUCCCGUACAGCAGCACUAUAGGAACCACAAUCUCAAACAAGUACUGACUGAAAUAAGAUCAAGAUCAAGACCUGGCUCUUCAAUGGGAAUGAGUCGACCAACCACGCCUCUAAAUAGUGGUAUUGGCGGUUAUUUUGCUAAGCAACAGCAGCAGGAACCAUAUACAGGUUCAAUAGCAGUCUCGAUCAGACCUAAUCCAAGAACAUUUACUGACAAUUCCUCUUCUCAAAAUUGGAUAAUCAACCAACACAACAAUACAAUUGCAAAUAUUGUAGAUGGAACAUUGUUCACUUUUGACCAUGUGUUCCCACCGCUGGACUUGUCGAUAAACAACAACUAUCAGGUGUAUCUAAAGACUUGUAAACCCAUUGUUGAGAAAUUUUUAGAGGAUGGGUAUAAUGGUACUGUUUUUGCUUAUGGCAUGACUGGAUCAGGCAAGACAUACAGCAUGAAAGGGGAUGAACUGGAUAGCAGUGCAGUCAAUACAGGAUUUGUUGAAUUGGCGAUUAACGAUUUAUUUGAAAAAGUUGAGCAACAAAGUGAUAAGGUUGGAUAUGAAAUGCACGUAUCGUAUCUCGAGAUAUAUAACGAAAAAAUCAUUGAUCUAUUAGAUGUUGGAAAUACAGCGGUUUCGGAUUUGAAAAUUCGUGAUGAUCACGAACAUGGGGUCAAGGUUAUUGGCCUAACUACUCCAAUGAUAACAUCUAAAGAUCAGUUGUUAUCGCUUAUAAAACGAGGUGACACCAAUAGAAAAACCAGUGCCACAGACUUCAAUGCCAGAUCAUCACGUUCUCAUUCAAUUUUACAAAUCAAAUUGAAAAAGAUUAUUCUUGAUACAAAUUUGGAGAUUUGGUCAACAUUAUCGCUUUGCGAUUUAGCUGGUUCAGAAAGAGCCUCUAGUAGUUUAGAAAGAAGAAAAGAAGGUUCGUACAUCAAUAAAUCAUUGCUUGCUUUGAGUAAUGUUAUCAAUAAAUUAUCUUCAGCAUCGAGUUUAGGAGGGUGUGGUAUCGUUGAUACUCAUAUUAGUUAUAGAGACUCAAAAUUAACGAGGUUGUUACAGCCGGCAUUAAGUGGGAAGAGUCUUGUACUGAUAUUGUGCACAAUUCAUAUGGGGGGUACAACCAGCACUGCAGAAACCUACAAGACGUUGAGGUUUGCAGCUAGGGCAAAGGACAUUGUUAUGAAUGUCGAGAAGAAUAUUUGCAGGGCAAGUGACAUGGGGAAUGAUGUGGAAAUGCAGAAAAAGAUAAUUGAGUUGUAUAAUACAAUUGAACAGCAAAAACAGGAGUUGAUGAUACUAAAGUCAGGUAGUAUUACUCCCCCAUUACCUACGGAUCUGUCCCAAUUACCAACGUCGUCAUUAAUUGAGCUGGAAUUGAAAGCCACCAAUAAAAUACUCAACGACAAAGUCGACCAUUUAACAAGACUAGCUGAUUUACAGAAAACGGAAACCAUAAUUAUCAAAGAUACUGCAAUUAAUGAUAUCAUUGGCUGCGGAACAGAAAACCAGCAGACAUUGAUGACUAAUAUUGAAGAAUUUUACAGAAGAACUAUUCAUGAACUGGAGGAGUACAAGCAAUAUAUUGCUCACCUCGAAAAUCAGCUCAAAACGCAUUAUAUGACGAAUUUCAUACAACAAGAACAAGAACAACAACAACAACAACAACAGCAGCAGCAGCAUCAGCAGCAGCAAAGGUUAGAUUCGAGUAGUAGUCAAAACAGUGAUCUUUUUGAGGUUUUAAAAGAACAAGAAGAUGAAAUAAUGCAGUUGAAAGAAAUGAUUAAGGACAAAGAUCACAUUAUACGCAGUUUCACCAAAACAUCAAGAUUGAGAAAGUUGGUUGACUCUUCCAGCACGGUAGUGAAUUCAAUGAAAAAUAGUUAUUCCUCAAUGGAUUGGGAAUAUACUACUUCUACCAAGAAAAACGUUAUGGAAAGUCGACGGAGUGAGAGUAGUAAUAGUAGUAGAUCUCCCGAUAAGGAGAAUGAACACGAGCUUAUGAUGUUUGACUUUAAGCUAAGUCCAAAGAAACAAAAAAGCAGUUUCGACGUAUAUCAAACAACUCUGUGA